Molecule: messenger RNA, 693 nt
Organism: Plasmopara halstedii
Lineage: Eukaryota; Oomycota; Peronosporomycetes; Peronosporales; Peronosporaceae
Exons: 5
Coding region: 1-693 (230 amino acids)
Source: RefSeq, a predicted model, not a curated record
AUGGGUGAUAAGAAGAAAAAAAUAUCGCGUUCGCCUCUGGCCGCUGCAGUCUACAGCGGAUCCGUGGUAAGCAGUGACGGCCUCAGUGUAGAGAGUGCUACACCGUUGAGUUUGGAGGCCGAGUGGACCCCAUCUGUGCAUUGCAAGCAGUACGGUGUCGGUUUGCAACCCAUUGUUAAAGUGCGCAACGACUGGACGCCACUUAACACGCCGUAUACACCGCAGCUGAUGAAGCUACAUCUAAAAAGGCAUGAGGGUUACGACGAACGGGAUGAGUACGAUGAACGCCCUGGUAUGCAGCUGGUAACGAUGGUCAAAUCUAAGAUCGUGCUUGUGAUGCAGCCUGUGCACAAAAUUCGAUGCACAGUAGAUCAUGUUGUAGGGAUGGUGGUGCCAAGAAUAAUCCAAGAAGCCGUAUUAUUUUCUAAGAUGCGCCCGUGGAUCGCUUGGCAUUUAACGGCCAUGGUGUGUGUGCCGUUUGUUAUGCUUUUGUGUCCGAUGCUUAUUGCGCUUAGCAUCUGCACGUCGCCUAUUUGGAUUUUGGGUGUCGUAGUUUUAUUCAUUCGCCUUCUCACGCGAAGUCACUUUCCUACCGAAGAAAAAUUUAGUCCCGACUCGGAGGAAGAAGAGGAAACAAGUCCGCACCACCCGAAUUCGAUAUAUCGACGUGCGCACCUCACCAACCACGAGUAG